This is a messenger RNA of Mycena indigotica, 1284 nucleotides long. RefSeq lists its product as uncharacterized. NCBI's taxonomy places the organism in Eukaryota, Fungi, Basidiomycota, Agaricomycetes, Agaricales, Mycenaceae. The coding region runs from base 61 to 1284 and encodes 407 amino acids. The record is from RefSeq and is a predicted model, not a curated record. The transcript has 2 exons. Gene Ontology annotation, molecular function: protein binding.
AAGGAAAGGCCAAGCGCGAAAUGUCACACGUGUCACAUAGAAACUGUCCUUCUUCCGAGAAUGCCGAAACCGCCAAAAACGAAGCCCCUCGCGCCACUAUCCAUAGACCUCGCGGCUCGUGUGCCGCCAGAGCUACAUGACUAUGUCAUUGAUUUUUUACAUGACCACCGACCCUCCAUGUGCUCCUGUUCUCUCGUCUGCAAAGCCUGGCUGUCCUCUAGCCGAUACCAUCUCUUCCGAAAUUCCACUCUACGGGUCACUCGCUGGAAUUUUGAGAAAUUUCUUCAUUUUUCCUCCGCAAAUGGAAUACACGAGCACAUCGGACGCCUUGAUCUCGAGAGCCAUAUCAUCGACGAAGUAUUCCACCACAGCGAACCAACGUUGCAGUUCAACAACGACUUGAAGCGAUUCGUCAAUCUCCCUGCGGUUCAUUACCUCCGUCUGCACUACCACCACGAUGUAUUCGCCUCGACAAUCGGAAAGGCGAUUACCGAGAACUUUGGGAAUAUAAAGGAGCUCGAAUUCAGCUCUGUCCACAUCGAUUCGUUUGGCACCAUCUUGGAGAUAUGUCAGACACUGCCUAGUCUCCGCAGGCUUGCUCUUUGCGGGUUACUUUUGAUCGGCGACGAAGAGGAUUCGCGCGAGGUUUUGAUGGCGAAAGUCGCUGCAUACCCCAACCUUCCCAAUCUGACUGACUUCGUAUUCGAAGCCCAUCGGGGAAACGAAAAUGUUCUCCGCUGGCUCUCGGCUCAACGCGGCCUUCGCCUCCUUGCAAUCUCCAGACUUGCCACACGUGCCGAACGCAGCGUGUUUGCAGAGAUUAUCAAGGCAGUUGGUCCUCAGCUUACCCAUUUGUUUUUGGGGCCCACAAAUGCAGCAGUGGACCUUAUCACAGCAACCAAUCUGCAGACACUCGAGCUAAGGAACAUAACGAUUGCCGCGCCGGGGACCGAGUCAGUCGUCAACUACGUUUUCCCCACUCUCUCAUCGCUGCUCGGACGUCGAGCCCCACCCGCGACUCUUCGAACACUAGUCUUGAACAUCAAUGUGGAAUUUCAAACGGAUAUCGACACUAUUCAAUGGGACGAAAUAGCUCCUCUGCUAGCUAGCGCAGACAGUCUGCGUCGCGUAGAUGUUGGUGUUUCCCGACACAAAAAAUCGCUGCAGGGAGUUAUUUGCGACCAGAAGCUGCCCGCUCCCCGCCCAUAUUCUAUUCGGGUGUCAGACUCUGAUCCAAAGCGCAACCGGUUUUCUCUCGUGAACUGUUCCAGCACAAGUGCAUAG